This is a messenger RNA of Raphanus sativus (radish), 2908 nucleotides long. RefSeq lists its product as uncharacterized. The transcript is spliced from 10 exons. Lineage: Eukaryota; Viridiplantae; Streptophyta; Magnoliopsida; Brassicales; Brassicaceae. The record is from RefSeq and is a predicted model, not a curated record. The coding region runs from base 184 to 2607 and encodes 807 amino acids.
AGCGUUCAUCAUUCAUCAGACCAAUAAAUCCCUAGAUCUCGUUUCGAUGUCUUCAUCUUCUUCGGUCUUAUAAAUCCCUCCCAUCUUGUCUUUUUUUUCUUUGGUCGGGACGCUGCUUGGCAACUCUCAGUAUUUAGCGAUUCUCUUCACACUUCUCGGUGUUUUUUUUCUCCUACUCUUUUCAUGGCGGCGGCGGAGGAUCUGGAUGAAUGGCCAUUAGAAGAGACUUCAUCCUCAUUUCAGCCGUCGUCUCGGUCUCUCCCAGUUCAGCCCGAGUUUUGGAACAGAGUUGAGGAAGCUACCCGUGAAAUUAUAGAGCAUGUCCAUCCAACACUCGUGUCGGAGGAUAGACGAAGAGAUGUUAUUGACUAUAUGCAAAGACUAAUCAGAAUGACUCUUGGUUGCGAGGUACAUUCUUUUGGAUCAGUCCCAUUGAAAACGUAUCUUCCUGAUGGGGAUAUUGAUCUCACAGCUUUUGGUGGACCGUGUCACGAGGAAGAUUUGGCCCACCAAGUUUUCUCUGUACUUGAUAGGGAGGAACAUAAUGUGGGUGCACCGUUUAUGAUUAAGGAUGUGCAGUUAAUACGGGCCGAGGUUAAGCUUGUUAAAUGUCUGGUGCAGAACAUUGUGGUAGAUAUCUCUUUCAAUCAGCUCGGUGGGAUUUGUACUCUGUGUUUUCUCGAGAAGAUCGAUCACCUCAUUGGAAAAGACCAUCUCUUCAAGAGAAGCAUCAUUCUCAUCAAAGCUUGGUGCUACUAUGAGAGCCGUAUUCUCGGGGCUCUACAUGGACUGAUCUCAACUUAUGCUUUGGAGACGUUGGUCUUAUAUAUUUUCCAUCUCUUCCACUCCUCAUUGGAUGGCCCACUUGCAGUUCUAUACAAAUUCUUGGACUACUUCAGCAAGUUUGACUGGGAUAACUAUUGCAUUAGCCUGAGUGGUCCAGUCAACCUUUCCUCACUACCAGAAAUCGUUGUUGAGACUCCAGAAAAUGAGGGGCAAGAUCUACUGCUAACCAGUGAGUUCCUCAAGGAGUGUUUGGAGUUGUACUCUGUACCUUCAAGAGGAUUUGAGACAAACCCACGUGUCUUUCCAGUGAGGCAUCUCAAUAUAAUUGAUCCACUUAAGGAAAAUAACAAUCUUGGUCGCAGCGUUAGCAAAGGUAACUUCUAUCGCAUACGAAGUGCAUUCACAUACGGUGCUCGGAAGCUUGGGCAAAUAUUUUUGCAGUCAGAAGAAGACUUAAGUUUUGAGCUUCGUAAGUUCUUCUCAAACAUGCUACACAGACAUGGAAGUGGCCAGAGGCCUGAUGUCCUUGAUGUUGUUCCCUACGUAAGGUUCAACAGGAACAGUGCCAUGUCCCAUGGUGCCAACCAUUUCCAAGACGGUCAAAUGGUUUACGAAUCGGAAUCUUCUAGUUCAUCUGGUGCUGCCCCUGCUACUGGAAACGGUAGACAUGACCAGGAAGACUUGUUGUGUACAGGAGGAGCCAAUGCUAGUAGGCUUGAUGUAAGCGGAUUACUUGUUGAAACAGCCCCUUCUGUAUCAGAUAGUCUGAGCUUCCAAAAGCUUGAAAUCUCUGAAGAUGCAGUGAAUUCUAUGGAGAGUGUCUCUCAUUUGAACGGUGAACAUCACGCUCCUCAUCACAUCAGAAAUGGUGAAGUAAUAAACGAAAAAGCGGUGGAGAAAGUGCAAGAGAAUCAUUCCAAAAGGGUGCACAGUAGUGAAAAUGUGAACGAUCAUGUCGGUCAUGAAGACCUGCAGUUUACAGGUUCAGUACAUCACACCGAUCCAGUAGCUGUGAUACAAGAGGAUAUGCAUCUCCAAUACUCUGGCCACUUUGUUUCGGACACCCCAAAUUCGCUGUCCGAACUCACAGGAGAUUACGAGAGCCAGCUUAACAGCUUGCGGUAUGGGCGUUGGUGGUUUGAUUACGUCCAAAACGGUCCUCUGUCUCCACUAUCUCCCCAUGGACUGUCUCAGCUUCCGAACAACAAUUCAUGGGAAGUAGUCCGACACGCGAUGCCUUUCGGUCGGAAUGCACCCGGACCAGUGAACGUCAACGGAGUGGUUCCAAGACAAGUUUUCUUUCAUAUGAACCCUCAGAUGAUCCCAAAUGCUAAUUUUGGUAUGGAGGAGUUGCCUAAGCCACGAGGAACUGGGACAUACUUUCCAAAUGCGAACUUUUACAGAGAUAGACCGUUCCCACCAAGAAGAAACUCAAACCAAACUAGGUCGCCACGUAACAAUGGGCGUAACAUGGCGCAUUUUCACUCGGACCAUCGUCGUCAACAACAACUUCAUCAUCAUCAUAAUCAUCAUCCCAACCAAGCAAAUGGUUCUUGUGAGAUGAGUCAAGUUGAUUCGUUUGAAAGCCUCUCUGAUGCCAAUGGGUCUGCUGCAAAUCAUCAGUAUGAGAGAUCUACGGAACCUUUUCAAGCUGAGCUACGCUCCCCUCCCGAGGGAAGUAGUCAGAGUGACCUGAGCGUUGAAGGUUGUUAUAAUCAAUCACAUCGCCUAGCAUCUAUACCCUCCUCCACGGAGGAAGAACGGGUAACACAUACGCAGUCAUACUAUUUGGCGGAUGAUCACGAGUUCCCUCCCUUGUAGCUCUGGUCUGAUCUCUCACAAACACAUGCUCCUUAGAUCGUUAUAGGAACAAGUAUAGCUUUUUCUAACUUGUUUUGUCUCCUUCGCUCUCUCCACAGAAGAAAAAAAAGAAAAGAAAAAUAUGGAACUUGUUUGUUUUGGGCUGUGUUUUCUCUUUCCUUCUUGUAUGUUAUUUUUGGUGUAGAAUUUAUCUAUGUAACUUUAUUAUCAAAGUCUCAAACUCUGUGGACAAAACCUUUGAAGAGCUUUGUAUUUUAUACGUAGACAGGUUUGUGAGUGUAUCAUAGGAUUUGUUUGUUUC